This is a messenger RNA of Drosophila melanogaster (fruit fly), 2101 nucleotides long. RefSeq lists its product as uncharacterized. The record is from RefSeq and is marked reviewed. The transcript has 3 exons. Lineage: Eukaryota; Metazoa; Arthropoda; Insecta; Diptera; Drosophilidae. Bases 126 to 1247 code for a protein of 373 amino acids.
UGACAGUGCCAUCUGGCAACACUGUCGGCUUACUUUAAUUUUUAGCGCAUUCCGCAGCGCAAAACAAAACAAAUUUGAUUAGUUAAAUAAUUGACUGCAGUUCACUUUAUUGUUAAGUCAAAGUUAUGGAGAACGCACUUAAACGGCGAUCUUUAACGCUCAGCACGCGUCUGCUGCAUAAGCGCCACAGUGCUUCACCACAGAGCGUACGCACAGGGCACAAUGUAAGUGUAUCCGUGGACACUCCCGGCUCGCCCAACUCCUCAGCAGUAGUGGGAAUCACGUCCGACCUGGAGAGCACUCCACCACACAAACACAAGCCCAGCUUGGACGACAGUGUGGACUUCUCGCCCCGUUUGGACAUCAGCCUUUCGCCCAGCUGCCUCUUCUCCCAGACACUGGCCACCGAAAGUCCGGAGGUGGGCUGGCGCUGGAACCGAAGCAGCAAUGCCACCACGGACAGUGGCUUCGACUCCGCGGAAAUAGGCAGUUUGAGCCAGCGCGAACGACGCCGGCAGAUAGCCUUUAAGGGCGUCGAGGAUAGACGCAGCCAACUGGACAAUGAGCAGUGGCGGGCACAGCAGAUGCGGGCUAAUGUUCUUCUUAAGGAGCGCUGUGCUAGGCUCAAUAGCCAGUUGGAGCAAAUAGCUGUGUCCGAACCAGUAAUGCCACUAAAAACUCCUAAAGCUCCGUCACCUGUUGCUCCCCGCACAAGAUUAACCUGCACGAAGGCUACGCCAGAGCCAGUGCUUUCCCCUGUAGCUGCCUCCGAUCCAAUGGCAGACUUCCUCAACGACUCGGAGACGGAUCUCUUCCUGCUUGAGGCCUCCCAGCAACUGGAGUCGAAAAUAGAACACCAUGAACCUCCCAAAUCAAGCACAAGCACCACACCCACUAGGCACCACACGGCAAAGCGACCCUCCUUCUACAUGAAAUUUCUGGAAGACGAAAGCGAGGGCGAGGACUGGCUAAACGCCCUAGAAGAGGCAGUGCAGCAGGCCACAAUGCCGAAGAAGCCGCGCACCUCGCUGCAGCGCUACAAAUCAAUGCCAACCACAGGGGAUUCGUGCAGCGGAGUGUCCACCCUGACCAAUGUGACGGCCAAUUCAAAUGCCUGCACAAGUGCCUCCUCCGCAUCUGGUUCAGAGCUAAGGGAUACUCCGCGCAUCAAACGGCACGCCAGUUCGCACGCUCUGUCCCCAGCCACAUCGCAUGCGCGCGGCAAACUCUUUGGCAGCCGGAAAUGAAACCCGAUUAGGUAACCAGCCCCUGAAUACAAUCAGCUUCCCUUCAGCGAGUACCAAUUGUGAUGAGCAAAGUUAGAGUUUAAGAUAUUUCGUUUUGUUUCGCUUGACUUGCGUGCCCCCUUGCCUGAGCAUUCUGUAUACGAGUACGCUAAUUGAUUAAUGCAGCUCCAAAGCGUCUUUGAAAAUGUUAAUUUAAGCCUAAUUAAAAAUUAAUUGUAAUUUAAAGCAGGACCCUUAAUAUUCGCAUCGAAGGCCUGUGCGUUCGUUCGGCGCAUGCGACUCGCCAUAUGUUCGGCAUUAUCGGGCCGCGAACGCGCCGCCCACCAGUACCACCAGUACAGGUGGCAGGACGCAGACGGACAGGUGGAUACGACUGGUCGCCGACAGGCAGUGAAUUGACGUCCCCCGGUUGAGCUUUCAUUCACGGAUAGGAAGCUCGUUGAGUGCGACAGCGUUUUAAAUUAAUUGAAAUGUAGGCGAAGGAUUUCUGUUUUAAUAUUCAGACUAUGGUUAUAUAUAGGUCAGUUGGAUUUCUUCGCGUCUUUGAGUUGCUUGAGAAGCAGCUGAUAAACCCAACAAAAUUAGUAUUUAAUUACACGUUACCUAAGUACGCCAAUUCCUCAUCAUCUUCGAUUGUUUCAAUGAAUAUUUCGUUUUCUUUUUUCCACUAUUGAUAAACCUGUUUAAUAUAUUAUUAAGCCUAAUGUAAAUGCUUACAUUGUGCUGGUUUUUUAUAUAUGUAUGAAACAUUCAAGACCCAAGCCUUAAUAAUUUAGUGUAUACAAAAGUAUUUCUUAUUUUUCGUUUAUAUUACAUAAGUUGUAUUGAAAAACAAAUAAAAACUGCAACUUAUU